CUACUCGACAGACGAUAGGUACCUGGCGCAUGUGUUGGAAGCUGAACUUGCAACCUGAAUGGAAAUGGAAUGACCUAACUUAAGUUUUAGAAAAUCGUUUCGAACAGACUUUAUCAACAAUGUAUCGAGCUCCACGAUGUCCCAACUGCCGCCGAGAUUAUGCGGGGCCCCAUGUGCAAGGUGGGGCCCAUCAGCCGUUGAUCCUCAAGUGUGGGCACACAUUCUGUCAGGCAUGUUUAGCCAAGAUCUACAAGUAUCUCAAGCAUGAACUGGCCUGUCCACAGUGUAAGGUUUCAACUCCUUUACCAGCAGGUGAGGUGAGCUUCAAAGAACUCCCUCCUGAUUUCUAUGCACUGGGCAUAGCAGCUUGGACUUACACCAACAAAACUCCAGAUUUCUUCGCACACAAAGUUGAAUUCCAGACAAGGCAAGACAGAGAUGAAUUUAAAGGAAAGGCACUUAAAGGAGGUCGAGCUCUGUGUGAUGAAUGCAGCCAGGAGACAGCCUCCUGUAGAUGCGAGCAGUGCGACGAGGACCUCUGUGAAAAAUGCUGGAGCAAGCUGCACAAAAACAACUCCAAGAGCAAGAACCCACACCACAGGAUCCAAAUACAGAUAGGAGUAUAUGGGUGUGAAGAGCACGACAACAUGCCAAGAGAGUUCUACUGUAAAGACGAUGACAAGCCUAUCUGUGCGUACUGCGGGCUGACGGGAGAUCACAAAGGUCAUACGAUCAUACCCAUUGCACAACAGAAUGUUGAAGUGCAAGACUUGCUGAAGCCUGCAUUUGAUACAGCCAAGGAUGUCCUCAAGAAAUUGUAUUACUCCAACGUGGACGUUGAUAAGGCUAUGAACAAGGUGAAGAGAGAGUCCAGCCCAGCUGCGAAUGCCAUCAGAAUGAGAUUCUCACACCUACAUGCUAUGCUGCAAAGGAGGGAAACCAUGUUGCUCCAAGAGCUCAACGCCAACGAAUCUGACAGACUCGACCAUCUCGGUCAAAUGGAACGAAGUCUUAAAAACAACAUUAGCAGACUGGAGACAGUCAUGUCUGACGUAGCACAGUCGCUGAAGGGGACGUCGAAUGCAACCCCCAACAUGACGGAGAUGAUCAGUAUACUCAACUCAGCCUCGGAGCUGCCAUGUUAUGUGAUCCAAGAUGGCGUCCAGGAUGAACCAAUCGCAUUCCAGUCUGACGAUGAGAUCAUUCAACACGUCAUGACACAUGGGUCAGUCGAUAGUUCCGGCAGAUUGAGCUGGGACCUGAAGACGCAGGAUGAUCUACCUGACAAUUAUGUGCAACCCAAAAUUGCAGAUACAAUUCUUAGCAACUCAAAGCUUUUCUCAGUCACCGCUGCUGGCAAGAGUGAAUUAAAAAGUCCAAGUGGUAAGGGUAGGGGAGACCAAAAGAAGACUCCCAACCCCAAGAACCAUGUCUCAUCUCAGAACGGAACCGCAGCUCAGGCUCAACAGCAGUCCGCACCAGCCAAGAAACGGGGCCAACAACAGCAGCAGCACCAACCUGCAGCUCCCAGGAAAGCAUCGUCACAGGCUGCAUCAAAGAUUAUCGCUUCUUGUUCAUCAGCUUCUCAAAAUCUGGUCCAUGUGGUCCACAUUAGAUCACCGGCCCGCUUCUACAUCCAACGGAAAGCAGACCGCCCUCGAUUGGACAGGAUGAUGAAGGUGCUGUACAAGCUGUGUGAAAGCGAGGACAAGAAGAAAAGGAUGCCAGACCCACUAGUUGUCGGGCUCCGCUGCUGCUGUAAGUUCUCUGCAGAUAGCCAAUGGUACCGUGCAAUCAUCAAGACCAUCCCAGAAUCCCUUCAGAACGGAGGACAGGGGACUCUCGACCCUGAUGACAAGGGAGAUGAGGAGAAAGAGCCCAAGGUAGAGGUCGGCUACAUCGAUUAUGGCAAUACAGAAUGGGUGCCGAUAUCCAGAUUAUGCAAGAUCCGUCCCAAGUAUGAGCGUGAACCAGACAUCGCUAUCUGCUGUUCAUUGGUCGACAUUGUGUCAACACAGAAGGAUGGAAGGUGGCCUAGAGAAGCUUCUGAAGCCUUUCAAGCCAUGGUAGAGGGGCAGGAGGCAGUCCUGAUGAGCCAUAGAGGGCAGGUUGGUAAUGUGUUGUACGUAGACCUCCACCAGCAACCAAACGAUGAUAUCAAAGAUGAUAUGCCCAUCUCGCUGAGGGAUGCCCUAGUCUUUCUGGAACUCGCUUGCUUCAUAUCGCCAGAGUCUGUGCCUAAGCCUCAAGCCAUAGUGCCUCCCAAGAGGUACCUGCCACCCACUGUACCUAGCAAGGGAGACGACUUUGUGGUGCAAGUCAGCCACAUCACAGAUCCACAAUGCUUCUCGGUUCAAGAUAUGGAGAUUGUUGACUACCUGAAUGAGAUGAUGGAGAAGAUUCAGGUAGACUAUGCCAAGAGGAUUGGACCCGAAUGGCAGGUCUUCUGCCCUCAUCCUGGUCUGGUCUGCAUGGCUUUCUUCCAAGAAGACCAGAGGUGGUACAGAGGAGAAGUCCUUAGAGCGGCAGGGAAGCAGCAAGUGGAGGUCCUGUAUGUUGACUACGGUAACACAGCAACCAUACACUACACCCAACUCAAGAAGAUGACGGAUGACUUCCUCAAGCUCUACAGACUGUCUUUACCAUGUGGCUUGGUGGACGUUGCACCCAAAGACAAAGAGAUAGGCUGGACAGACGAGUCUAAGUUAGUCUUCUCUCAGUGUGUGAGCUUCAAGCCAUUAGAUGUCUCCGUCAUGGAUGUGAAGGAGGGAGUGAUCCGAGUGAUAGCCUACGAUGAGGUCGAAGGUCAACGGGUCAGUGUGAACGCUCUCCUCGUCCAGAGAGGCCUUGCGGAAACAACAGGUCCAGGCUCCGUCAGUGCAGAAAUCCUCAGAGGACUUUCUCCCAAGCCAACACCCAUCUUGCCAGACACCACCACCACGCAAUCAGAAGAGGCCACACACAAUGUUGAUUCCAGCGGGGACAAGAUCACCCGUGAACCAGUAUCCUCCACAACCGAUGGAACCCCUCUGAAAUCACCCGAACCCGUGCAGCAGGUGCCUUCGACAGAGGCAGCGCAAGAGACCAAGCCAGCCAGAAUCACUCCAACCGCAGGGAGGUCGUCCAGAGGCUCUUCGGUGACCAUAGGAUGUAGCAGGUCUCAGGGUCAGUCUUCGCAGCUCUCGGGGAAGUACAGCGCCUACACGGCGGUUCAUGUGAGCCACGCUGAAGCGCCCUCUUGCAUCUAUGUCCAACUUUCCGCCGCUGGCAAAGAUGGAUUAGACAGUUUACUGGAGUCUAUGACACUAUUCUACAAGGAGCAGGCAGAGUGUGAGAAGACGGACUGGAAGGAAGGGGAGAUCUGUGGUGCUUUGUUAGUCAGGGAAGGGGUUUGGUGUCGAGGAAAGAUACAAUGUAUGCUUCCUGAUAAUAAUGCCGUGGUUCUAUUCACCGACUACGGUAACGAAGAAGUGGUUUCCAUCGCCAACAUCCGUGCCCUUGACGAGCGGUUUCAGAAGGAAGCUCCCUUCGCCAUCCGAUGUCACCUGGUGGACAUCCUUCCUGCGGGAGGCACGGCAGAGUGGACCAAGACGUCCUGUGACUUCUUGGAAGAAAGGCUGAACGAUCUUGAGUGCUACAUCUGUAAAAAGGGUGACAUUGAGAAGAAUUCUCUCCCGAUAGACCUUCUCUAUGAGCUGACUAAUAAAGAGAGAGUAGCGAGAGAGUCUGCAGAAGAUUUAGCAAGCAUCGCGGAGCUCCUUGUUCAGAAAGGCUUAGCGCUAAGAAAGAGGCGAAAGGUGUCAACUCCAGAAGUUCACAAGAAUAUUGCAACUCCUCAUGUUACAGCCAAAACACCGCCAUCCUACCACCCUACCACCACCACCACCACCACCACCACUUUGAGUCCCAAAACAAACUCUGACCCUGUCACACCCCAAAGCAGUGGUGUAAGCUCCCUCAAUACCACCGCCUCUCCCACCUCCCUGGACGGCCCCACCACGCCCGAUGAAGGGUGUCCCGCGAUGCCCGCCGACUCUGCGCUGCUCCUGGAUGAAUAUGAGAACUUUGAGGGGACCGGAAUCCAGGAGAUACUCCCCCAGUAUCCAGCCCCGCCCUUGCCGACGCUCUCCCAGCUACAGCUGAUCAUCACCUUUGUGAGCGACAAUGCAAUCAUCUAUGGACUAGAUGUGGAUAGAUUUGAAGAUUUUCAGCAGAUGAUGGCUGCCCAGCAAGUAGCCUGUAACAGCCAGAAGCGUAGUCCUCCAGACCCCAGCUCCCUCUCCCUCUGCCAAUGCGUGUGUGCUAGAUUCACCCUGGAUGAACAGUGGUACAGGGCAAAGAUCAUCGGUAUCACCGAAGACACUGUUCGGGUAAAGUAUGUUGACUUUGGAAACUCAGAAUCACUGCCUUUUGAUCGAAUCAACCCAACACCGUUCCAGCUCAAUGUACCCCAAUACAGCAGGGAAUGUGUCCUCUAUGGAAUACAGCCGAAGUCACCAAGUAAAAUCUGGUCAGCCAGUGCCAUUUCCUUUCUCCUGGAGACAUUAGUAGAGAAGACUUGUGUGGCUCAUAUCAAGGCUAUUUGCUUGAAAGAUGAACCGUUAACGGUUGAGUUGACCCUACCUACCGGCGAGAGUGUCGUGAGACUGAUGCUGAGUAAUGGGCUUGUGGAGUUUCUCGCGGACUGCGACGACUUGGAUGAAGGGGGACUGGAUGACGCAAGCACCAUCACAGACGGGACGUCCACACCAGCGUUCAGUCGAGCCAUAAGUGAAGAUGGAGAAGAUGUCACGCACUACAACUCUGAAAUCCCUCGCUCCGUCGUUAACGUUCUGCAGGGCGUGGCCGAGGCGGGUGAGACGGAAGAGGUGAUGGCGAUACCGGGUCACACGUUCAAUCCCAUCAUGCUCCCUGAUGUCGGGGUUUACUUCUGGGUCACAGUCAGCCAUCUGGAUGAACCAGACUUGCUGUACAUCCAGUACACCCAAACUACCAUGAACGAUCCUGACCCCACCAUCGCCCUCGCUGCACAACAAGCUUUCAGUUCAGAGGCCCUCGUCGCCCAGCUAGCCAGUAUGGCCCCUAACCUUCCUUUCCUACUCAACCCACAACCGGAUAUGCCAUGUUGUGCCCAGUACAGUGUGGAUGAGAGGUGGUAUAGAGCUGAGAUAACUGAGGUGGUCAGGAAAGAUAUUAUCAUGUGUCACAUUAGGUUCAUCGACUAUGGUACGGUGGAAUGGCUGUCAUUGAACAGCAUUCGGCAGCUCCCUGUGCAUUUCCUGGAGCUGCCUCUGCAGUGCCGCCUGUGCCGUCUUACCGGUAUCCAAGCCCCUGCAGACCUACCACCUAACACACCACUGCAGGCAGGUACCCAGUGGCCAGCAGCUGCCAUUAAGAGAGUUGUGGAGAUGGUGUCCAACAAAGUUCUGGUCGCAGCUGUAGAGGAGGAUGGUCCGAUACCAAUGAUCAGUCUCUAUCAGGAUACCACCCAGACACUUCCAAUUUACUACCCCCUCGUAGAAGAAGGCUUAGCCGACACCCCUGCAAACUCUGAAGAGCAGCUUGUCACCGCGGCCUUCAAGGAGGUAGGGCGCAUCCUGUCCGCGGGGGAGAGGACAGGGGCAGAGGAGACCAAGGCUGAAGGGGUCGGAUCGGAGGAGGUCGGCGGCAAGUGUGAGGUUCUGUCCGAGGAACCCAAGAUGGUUCCCUCAGGGAUGGAAGAAUGAUGGUAUAAACUGAACUUUUUUGGAGGAAAGGGAGAAUCCAUUCUUUGCCUAGAUACAACUCAUCAGGAUUCAGGAUUUCUUGCGGUAGAUGCAUUCUACAGGACUAUCAUAUUUGCCGAGAGACCAGAAAGGCUGAAACUCUAUGUUAUAUGAUUUAAUUCCAUUCUGACACCUAGCAUGCAGUAUAUGGUGUAUUUGUUGAGAAUAAAAGUGAUGUCCAAAUUUUUCUUGUUCAUAUGCAGCUAAUUGUAAAUUACAUGUAUUUCUAUUAUAUGUCUUUAUCUUUUUCCUGUCUCUUCCCAAUUGUCUUUCUUCUCUCUCUCUCUCUCUCUCUCUCUCUCUCUGUUUCUUUCUCUCUCUCUCUCCCUCUCUUUAUUUAUCUUUCUGACUUUUCUUUCACUGUGCUUUUCUCUUUGCCUUUUGUUUUCUUCCCAUGUAGUCUGUCUUUCUAUUUUUUUUAUUUUCAAAAAUCUUUUUGUCUACCAUUACAUCAAUCUCUGUUCCUUUAGUUUUUCUCUCCCAGCUUUGUUACCACUGUACUUAUCGGUUUUGGUUUGUUUGGUUGGUUAUUUUGAGACGGUCAUCAUAAACAUUGACAGUCUGUAAACAUACUUGUUUCGUGCCAUUGGUGACAUCAUGAUUGUGUUAUUCACUCUAAGAGUAAGGUCUACAAGUUAUGUGUGUUUUGACGUCAGCAUGGUAUACAAAAGAACUUCAUAUUCACAUGAUUUCAUGAAUGGCUUGGUUGAAUAUCUUGUUCAUAAUAAAGUUACUUUCAAACAAGAAUAGUUUGUAAUGCUGAUGUGAAUGUAAGAUCACCUUAUUUUUCAUGUUAACAAACAAGGUUGCCAAUUCCACAAGAUCACCUCCGAACAGAAUUGCCUUUUUGCAUCAUCCAUUCCUUCCAAGUCCAAGCUAUUAAAGUUCAUACAAUAACAACUACAUCAGGGGUGCUAUAAAAUGGGCUGCAAUCUUGUAGUUUGAUACCACCACGACAUGGCACAACAUAAUUAUUUCAGAUCCAAUAGUAUGGUAAUAUGACACAAUCAUCUCGCAUGAGUAAAUGAGAAUAUAAAAACAUGUAAAAACUUCUGUAAUUCAAGUUUAAGCACUGAUGUCUCUCUUGUUAGUAUAUUAUCAUACCUGAUGUUGAUAUCAUUGAAAAACCUGUUCAUCCCCAUUUACAAUGAUGCCCCAUUUUAAUGAUUAUGUAAUCUUGGAAUAUCAAUGUUUCAAAAUGCAUUGUUAUUGUCAAUAGUAAAUCUCCAUUUGUUUGUAGGAUGUAGUGUGUCUCUGAAGGAAUAACGAUGCCUUUUUUUUCAAUGAGUAUUAUAUGUUUUGCUGCUUCACUCUCGAGGUUUAUGAGACAAGUAGGGAUGUCUUUAUCUCUGCUGAGAGCCAGAUUGUCAGUUCCUUUACUUCUGUACAGACGCAAUACCCAUUUGACUCUCCAUAAACGACAUCUUAAAAACAGCUAUUGAGCUAUUUAAUUCAUUGUAUGUUUUGAGAAAGCCAUGAUUUUAAACCUUAUACAUGUUACCACCAUGCCAAAGUUAUUGAAGGAAAGGAUGUUUCAUUGCAAUUGAUAUUUUUUGAAAAUCAAGAGUUAAACCCUCGAAAACAGUAUUAAGUACAUGUAGUUUAUAUGCCAAAUGUGAAGAUAGACAAAAUAAGUGUGUUUAUCAAUUUUUGUUGCUUCGUCUCUUUCUUUCAAAGUCGAGUUUAUCUUGCAUUACCAGGGUGUGCCUAAUUUUAUUUGUAUUGUCUUAAGCUAAAUGUGAAUAUUGAUGAAUGUACGAAAGGACUUGUUUUGCUAUUACCUAAAGAAAAACAUACUAGCAAGUUUAAAAGAAGUUGUGUUCUGAUUAAAUGAUUAUUUCAACAGUAUUAUGAAGAGAGUUGUGGAGGAGGAUACAAAAUCAAAAUGUUUUUUUUUUUUACAGUGAACGCAUUUAUAUAAAACUGUUAUGAUCCAGAGAUAUGGAUUUCAAUAUUUAUCUUUGUGUUUUUAAAAGCGUAUUGUUUCAGAAUAUAUAUGAGGAUAUGUUUGUUUAAAACACUGUUUUCCAUACUAUGUCAAAGGCUACUUAUUUUGUGCGAGCCACAAGUUGUUGGCCUAUGUAAAGAGAAAAAAUAAUUAAACAGUGUUUCACUUGAGAACUGAGUUAA
This is a messenger RNA of Strongylocentrotus purpuratus (purple sea urchin), 7895 nucleotides long. RefSeq names its product RING finger protein 17. Bases 120 to 5726 code for a protein of 1868 amino acids. The transcript is spliced from 37 exons. Lineage: Eukaryota; Metazoa; Echinodermata; Echinoidea; Camarodonta; Strongylocentrotidae. The record is from RefSeq and is a predicted model, not a curated record. Gene Ontology annotation, molecular function: zinc ion binding.